This is a messenger RNA of Pygocentrus nattereri (red-bellied piranha), 4714 nucleotides long. Its product is annotated as meiosis inhibitor protein 1. Lineage: Eukaryota; Metazoa; Chordata; Actinopteri; Characiformes; Serrasalmidae. Gene Ontology annotation, biological process: meiosis I. The record is from RefSeq and is a predicted model, not a curated record.
GAUAUACAGACUGCUGAACGAAAAUGUACCUGGUUUGACAGCCUGUGUUUGUUUUCAGCGCUUUAUUCGUUUCCACCUGCUGCCGCUGCCGCAGCGCUAAUUCUCAGCUAACGUUUCUGAGCCCCGUUAGCCUGUUAGCCACUUAGCCGUCCAAAAACCUCUUCUUUACUCUGAUAACUCGCCUUUUUUCUGCGGGGCUUCACGCUGAGGUAAAUUCUCAGGUACCACGCAUGAAAAUAACUGUAAUAUAUGACAAAUAUGUCGACUUUGGACGUUAUUUUGGAGAAGAUUCACCUGAGGCACGACCCCCGCUGGAGCGCGCGGGGAGUGUGUGUGGCGUGUGUGCUGGAGCUGAUGGACCGAGAGGACGUGUCGAUUGUGCGUAAGUCUGCUGCACUAGCUGAUGUUUUAGAGCUGCUGAAGAUUGCAGGUGUGGUAAGGGGCGUCUUCCAGCAAGACAAGAGAGUGUGUCUGCAUUUCAUCUGCACUCUAAUGAAGAUGCUGAAUUCCGUUGAAGAUCCAGCUGUGCUUGAGCAGAUCAUUCAAGUGCUGGUUCAGUUGUUGCUGGAUCUGAAGGAGGAACAUUUUAUGCAGUAUGUUCUGGAUGAGCUCCAAACACAGCUGUAUAAGGUAGCUGGUGGAAAGCGUUUUCCACACCUCACGUUUCUGGGCAAGUUGGUGGAUGCUGUGUCUUUUCUCGCCCAAAUGCUGACCACGACACACUUGUGUGUGUUGGAGUGCAUGUGUGAGAGCAUGCUCAAUCCAGAUGAAGUGCUGAAGUCUGCAGUGUGUUACGUGUUCCGUGGUGUUUGGGCAUCGGAGGCGGCACUUCAGUCUUUGCCCCACGCACUGAGGGAGAGAGUGUGUGUGUUACUGUUACACACACUCACACACGCCUGCUCAUUACAGCUCACUAUCAACUGUCUCGGUCUGUUGUUGCUGAUGUUGCGUAGAGGAGAGAUGGUGUGUUUCCUGAUGAAUCAGAAACAGAAUCCACCCAGUGAGCAUGAAGAGGAGUCUCAGUGUACUGAACUGUCUAACCAACACUGUUCAUUACCACUCAUCUUGAAACGGCUCUUGCUUGGUGGUGAUGAGUGUGUGCAGGUGGUGAGUGUUCGGUGUGUUUCUGCUGUACUGACACACUCUCCCAGCCAGUACUGCGUUCCAUUUAUACAGGCAGAUUUGCCAGAGUUUCUGUUUGAGAGGUUGAGCAGUAAUAAUGAAGUUCUGCUGUGGUCAGUGUAUAGCUGUCUGCUGCUACUGUGUGAGGAUGCUGCAUUUUUCUCACAGUGCCACUCCAUCUAUGGUAUUGUGUCUCUGGUGCGCAGUCUGAAGGCAAUACUUAAGUUGUCUAAUCUGGAGGUUCAAAAAAAAGGCCUACAGCUGCUGACAGCUAUACUGGAGAGGCAGCCCACAAGUGUGCGCCUAUUCCCCACGGUUCCUGGGUUUGUGUGCAUUGCUGAAGUAGUGCAGGAGGCCGUGACGUCAUCUUGCCUCAGGGUGGCUACACAGGCAGCACGAGCAGCUACUGCACUGUUCAGGCUCCAUCAUCAGUCCAGUCCAAUUCAUUUUGGGGAGUUAAAGAGGAUUGUUGAGGCUUUAACCUCAAGAUGUGCUGAGCUACCCUCACACAUCACUUCACAGCGCAGAGUUGGCAGAGGAGUGUGUUAUGAGGCCAGUGUGAAGGAGAACACACUCCCAACUCCUGAUAAUCAGAGUGAGGACACACUUGAGUCUCUGUGUGUAUGUCUGCUGCACUGCUGCGACACAGCGUACAUCCCUGCAGUCACUAGGCUGUGUGAGCGUGUCCCGAGUCCGCAGGUGCUACAGCUGUUUUUCUCUGUUCUCUCUAUGCAAUUUUCUCUUUCUCCAUCACUUACGCCCACUUUCGCCACUAAGCUAGCCUCCUCUGGUUUCAUUAGACUGGCUGUAGAACACAAGGCUCUUCUAUGUUCUGGAAACAGGCACUCAUCUUUAAAUGCAGCAUGCUGUGGUUUUCUUCUGAAACUGUGUGCGAGUCUGCUCUCUCAGCCACACCCUGUAGCCGGCAACCACCAGCAAGGUGGAGAAGAGGUGGAAUAUGUUCUGCGAGAGUGUUUGCCAUCUCUCUGCUGUCGUGUGUGUGAUUGGCCCUCUGUGUUGCUUGAGAUUCCAGAAGAAAACCAAAACACACAGUUUUGUUUACUCCACCUGCUGUAUCUCUCAGUGGUUCACGGCGACAGGUUGCUGCCUGACAGUACAGUGUUCUCCAGUGUAGUAAAUUUUGUGUGUGUGAUGCAGGAACAACAUGAUUCUCUUCCUCCAUCUGUCUUAAAGCCAGCACUUUAUCUGUUGGCAGCAACCCAGGAAAGCAACCCUGAUCUAGACUGGGCUGCUUUGAACAGCAUCAUUAAGGCUCUUUCCUCCACUCCUUUCUUUUUCUCUCCUCUGUCCUCCCCUCAUCCUGCUCUCUUGCACUUCAUCUUCCAUUACCCUGCUCUGGCUGAGAGAUUUGGGAUGAAGGUUUUGUCCAGCUGGCUGGCAGGUGGAUUAGAACCAGCUGCAUGUGGAGAGAAUAAACAGAGCUGCCCAGAUCUAGAGAAGAACAUAAAGUCUUCAGUGCUUCUGGAGCUGCUUGAGAAAAACUCCUCUACUAUACUAUCCCUGCUGGGUGUACUGUGUGACGAUGACACAUCAGUUGCUCGUCAAGCAGUUCAGGUGUUGCGGUGUUACCUGCAGGCUGGACACUCCUGUAGCUCUGCCCAGGCUCACCUGCUCAAGCCUGCUCUGCUGAAGCUCUUGCAGAGAUUCACCUGUGACAGUGAAGACAACACAGUUCUAGGCUCUUUGAUACUGGAGGUGUUGUGUUUAGUGCAGAUUAACUUGCCAGCUCAAAGCAAUAUGGACAACACAGACUUUAAACUGCUGUAUCACGUGAGUAAUCUUGUUGGAAAGGUAAAGUGCAAUAACUCAGAAUUUCUGCGGCCGGCCUUGAACUACAUCUACGGUUGUCUGACCCUGUGUUCACCACACACUGCUGACAGAGUGGUGUCUAUGUUGUUGUCUAACACAAGUGUGAUGGAGUUGCUGCAGGUGGUGCUGAAUCUCUUGUCCUCCCCGUUUCCUAUUAUUUCUUCAUCCCCACUCGUUUGCUGCUGUCUACUUCUGUUAAGCUCACUUAUCACUCUACAGCAUACACUCUCCGCACAGGUGCAUAAGAGUGUGAGUUUAGAGCUAGAAAUCUUUGUUAAAGUACUCACAUUCCACAAGAGACAUACUGACAACUUGGUACUUGUAUGUGUUGUGCGGUUAGUGCAGGCCCUGCUGGAUGUGGAUCUGUCAUCUCCUGUAGUGCAUGUAUCGAAGAGUUUAAGGCUGCAGCGCCCCCUGCAACCUGUAGAUGGAGCACUACAUCCACUGGGCUAUACAGGAGCUAUCAGCUUAGUGACAGCGUUACAGAGUCUACUGCUGCAGAAGCAGGAGAUGCUGCUCAAUACAUGUGUGAACUGUCUGAGGUCACUGACAGGCUUUUUACACAGAAGAAAGCCUACUAUAGCCCAGCAUGUGGUAUGCCAGCCGUGGAAUCGUUUCCUGCUGUACUCUCUACUAAACUCUGGAGAAAACCUGGCACUACAUCCAGCUACACUCAGCCUACUCACUCUGCUGGUCCACUGGUCUGGAGGGGUGACACAGUGGGACUCUGAUGUUGCUUUUGUUUGUGAGGCUGCAGAGAAGAGAGGAGUGAAAGAGCUGAGAGAGAACACAACAUGCACUCUAAAACUACUGCUCACUGAGUGUAGUGCAUUCUCUCUGUCUGAGCAGUUGAACAUGAGAGUACACAGUUUGUUGGAGUCUCUCGACCAGCUGCCUCCCACAGAGACCAACACUAAAGCUUUACUGUAUCCUUCAAACAUGCAUGAGUGUGUGUGUGUAUGUGAGAGAAUAUUUCCAUCCUUAAUGCGUUCUCAGGCAUGUUGGAUCUCUUUCCAUCUGCCCUGCAGAUUUUGCAGUGAGCACACAGCCCUUCACUCAGUAAAACUGCUUCAGGAAAGAUGCUCUUGCAGAAGCACAAGGAGCUGUUUAUUGGGAUUAAAGCAGUUAAUUUUGAUGCUAAAUGUAGAUCCUGAACUUGAUCUCAACAUGUGGAAGCAUGGAGUGUUAAAAUAAUUCAGUGUAAUUUAACUUGUUUUAUUGCUGCCACAAGUAUUGUUAAUGUAUUUAUACCUGUUGUUACACAAAGCAGUAGUUCUCACCUCCGUCAUCAGGGACCCCAAUGCACGCCACAUUUUUCUCUAUCGCCUGUGUGUUUAUAAAUAAAUAAAUAAAUAAAUAUGGAGUGUCUGGAGGGGGCCGGGACCCUGAGUACCAGCUUGGGAAUCACUGACAUGGAGUAUUUAUGUUCUGCUGCUGUUAUUAUUAAUUUUGCUCUGGCUGUUAUGGGUUUCAGUAUUAAUGUUAUGGAUGUUAUUGCUGUUAUUAAAGGGUAAUUCUCUCAGUCAGCUUGGUUUUGUUGUGAGAAGCAGUUUCUUUGCAGCAGUUUGAGGCAGCAGGUUGAUCAUUUCACCGACCUGCCCGUCCUGAUCUGCUCCUUUGUGACCCGAGUGGGUUAAUCAGAGCGGUGCUUCAUCGAAAUCCUCUCGGUUUUAACUCAUUGUGGGCGGAGCUGUGGUGCGCUGCUCUGAGCGGUCCGUGCGGAAGCACAGGCGGCGUGUCAUAAUUACCGGAGAGGGAGACG